Messenger RNA from Rotaria socialis, 507 nucleotides. The record is from the annotation of a GenBank genome assembly. Lineage: Eukaryota; Metazoa; Rotifera; Eurotatoria; Philodinida; Philodinidae.
AUGGAGAGAAAUUUUGUCAGUCCUACAUUUCCUAAAUCGACAAAAGCAACGAAAAAUCGACGUCGUGAAUUAACUGAAGAAGAAAUCGAUGAAAUUAAGGAAGCAUUUGAAUUAUUUGAUAACGAUAAAGAUAAUGAACUUGAUUAUCAUGAAUUUAAAGUUGGACUGCGAGCAUUAGGUUUUGAUGUUCAUAAAGCAGAGGUUCAAAAAUUAAUGCGUGAUUAUGAUCGGCAAGGUAAAAAUAAAAUAACUUAUCAAGAUUUUCAUGAAAUUGCAACUGAGAUGAUAAUUCAACGUGAUUCACGUGAUGAAAUACAUAAAGCAUUUAAAUUAUUUGAUGAUGAUGAAUCAGGAAAAAUUUCCUUGAAAAAAUUACGACGUAUUGCACGAGAACUGGGCGAUAAUGCUAAUGAAGAAGAACUGAAAGCAAUGAUCGAUGAAUUUGAUUUAGAUGGAGACGGAGAAAUUAACUUUGAUGAAUUUUUGGCUAUGCUUAAUUCAGAUUAA